UAGGGUGUUUGCUGCGGAUGUGCUCUUGCAGCACCCUUCCUGCGGCUGCACCUCCCGCCUGCUGCCGUGCCGGGCCUUGCGGUCAGGGUGGGGUAUUUUCAUGCAGUGCGAUGCAACGUGGCCAGGAUGACACCGAGCAUCUCCCAAGAGCUCCUCAGCAGCAGGCUGCGUCCUGGGGACAAGGGUGCCCAAAGAGGGGCCUUGGCACGAGGGCUCUGCAAAUGCAUUGAGCCAGACCCUCAUUCUUCUCCUCCUCUUCUUCCUCCUUGCAUGUGAAGGCUUCUUCCCAGGUCCAUCUUGGGGCACCACGACCUGAACCCCAACCCGUUCACGCCCGCAGCGUGCCUGGGGGCUGGCAGCUCUGGCACCAGGUGGAUGCAGCCCUCCGCCCUCGGUGGCCCCACUCUUGGCGUGACGUCCUUCCAGGCUCUCCGAAACCACAGCCUCUCUUCCGUGCCCGCCUCUCCUUCCCCACCCGGGCAGGAGGUGCAGGCGGAGGGUGGACCGCGACAGCCAUCAGAUUUCAGCGGUUCCCUUGGGAUGCUCUUGCGCCCCGGUGCUGGUGCAGCUGAGCCCUCGCCGGCGAUGCCUGUUGGCGCAGCGGCUCAGCGUCCCCCGGCGUCCCCUGGCAGAGGUCCCAUGGUGCCAGGCUGGGCUGUGCUGGUGAUGCUGGUGCUGAGCAUCCUGGGGGCGCGCGGGGCCGUGCCGCCACCGGAGCCGGGGCAGUACCGCGGUGUGCAGUGGGUCUGGGGGGCGGCUGGGGAGGUGCAGGCUGAGCCCCUGCUGCUCUCCCGCAGGAAGCGGGGUGACAGCGGGCAGCAGCCCAGUGCCACCACCAUGCCCAGCAGCAAUGACACCAAUUCCCCCGAGCUCAACCUGCCGAGCUCCGCGCCACCACCGGCCCCCAGCACCAACGCCAGCCUCCACCGAGCGCCUGCAGUGCCGACCGCGGCCGAUCUCCUGGACGAGACUGAUGUCCCUGAACUGCUCGUGAGCUCUGCACCAUCACCCACCACCAACGCCAGCCUGCACCGGGCACGUGCAGCACCAACCACAGCCGAUCCCUGGGAUGAGACUGAUGGCCCCGACCUGCUGCUGGGCUCUACGACACCAAUAGAGCCCGGAACACAGGCAGCGCCCCAGAACAGCGUCACCACUACCCUCACGCAGCUCAUGUCGCUCAGUGAGGAGGGGACGGCGGCCAGCAGCGCAGCCAGCAGCUCCUCUGCAACCUCCCCACCUUUUGGUCCCACCACCACGGCUUACAAGGAAGUCAAGAAAUCUGGAUCUUCCCCAAUGCCGACUCGUUCAGCCCCGUGGGACACAACACCAACGGGAACCACGACGACGCCGCCCUGGGACCCCAGCGGGCUGAUGGGCAAGUGCCUGCUGGCCAUCCUGCUGCUGGCGCUGGUGGCCGCCACCUUCAUGGUGUGCACCGGGGUGCUGGGCGCACGGCUCUGGCGGCGGGCACGGACGGCACACCGCCGGCUCACCCACACCGAGAUGGUCUGCAUCUCCUCCCUGCUGCCCGACGGCGAGGUGGCCACCAACGGCCCCAAAUCCGGCCCAGCCCGGCGGUCGAAGCCGCUGCUCGACGGCGGCUCCGAGUUUGAUGGUGACAACCUGACUCUCAGCAGCUUCUUGCCAGAGCACUCCUGAGCCAAGGACAGGGUCCUGUGCCCCAGAGCUUUGGGGUGCUGGUGGCUGCCCCGUUCCCAGCGCUGCUGCGCGUGGAGCCGUGGGCAGGGGAACCCGCAUCCGCUUGGGUCCCAUUUUAACUUGGACUGGUGCGAUGGGGAGCUGCUUUUCCCCGGCGCGAGCUCAGCCCUCAAGGCCAACCCCAUUAAAGUGUUACUUGGACACGGUGGACUCUUCCCGGUGAGGAUGGUGCCCAGCAGCCCCCUGGCUCCCUCCCCACUCCGCUGCCUGCCCACAUCCCCCUGCUGAAAUUUCACUUCUCCAUCCUCCUCCCCAGCAGGAGACACAAUCCCUGGGGCGGCGAAGCAGAAAUGAAACCUGUGGCCACCCCUCAGGUGCAGCCAAAGCCUGGAGAGAUGAGCACCACAGCCCCCAGGACCCCGUCCCCGCGUGGGGCUUUGGCCUCGUGCCGCGGCGUGGGAGCGGAAAGGGUGGUGGAGCUGAGGAGGAAAUGCUGGGGGGGGGGAUGAGGACAGGCGUGCUCGUGGCGUAACGUGUUCCUGCCCUGCGGUCACCCACAGCGAGGGGAGGAGAUGCUUCUGAGACAGUCACCAGCCGUUGAGGUGGUCCUGUGCGCUGCUGGUGUGCCCAGGGCUCAUCCCCAGUGAGCAAACGGUGGGUUUGAGCUCUCGGUCUCGUAGGGUGGUGUUGGCCAAGGCUGUUCCUGCCUGGUCGUGGCCGGGACUGGGAGGGACAUGGAGAGCAGAGCCAUGAGUGGCCAUUGAGCGUCCCCCCAUCCUGACUGGACCGGGAGGGUGAAGGGGGCUCAGAUUUGCUCCCAGGUCCCACCUCACCCAGUGUGCGGAUAUCAGUUGUCCCUCAAACCACCAGCUCGACUCACGUGUGUGGAUCCAUGGGAGCUACCUGAGUGAACAGAAAUGAUCCAGGACUGUCCCUGCCCCGCCAGGCUCAGUGUCCCUAUGUUCCCAUCCCUGCCCUCGCCAGGCUCAGCAUCCUUGUCUCUCCAUCACCACUCCUCCUCUGGACAGGUUCAGCAUCUCCACCUCUUCAUCCCUAUCUUUGCCCCGCCAUAGUCAACGUCCCCA
Cuculus canorus (common cuckoo) is the source of this 2747-nucleotide messenger RNA. It is a transcript of the gene SELPLG, whose product is annotated as selectin P ligand. The record is from RefSeq and is a predicted model, not a curated record. Bases 376 to 1662 code for a protein of 428 amino acids. The transcript has 3 exons. NCBI's taxonomy places the organism in Eukaryota, Metazoa, Chordata, Aves, Cuculiformes, Cuculidae. Gene Ontology annotation, biological process: hemopoiesis; leukocyte tethering or rolling. Gene Ontology annotation, cellular component: plasma membrane.